Messenger RNA from Lolium rigidum, 782 nucleotides. Its product is annotated as ethylene-responsive transcription factor ERF071-like. Lineage: Eukaryota; Viridiplantae; Streptophyta; Magnoliopsida; Poales; Poaceae. Gene Ontology annotation, biological process: ethylene-activated signaling pathway; regulation of DNA-templated transcription. Gene Ontology annotation, molecular function: DNA binding; DNA-binding transcription factor activity. The record is from RefSeq and is a predicted model, not a curated record. Bases 104 to 739 code for a protein of 211 amino acids. The transcript is spliced from 2 exons.
CCAGAAUACAUUAGCAGCAAUCUGCAAUCUUGUUCCCCUUGUUUCCACUUUCCAGUCUGAUUUUACCGAGCCUUUUUCCGGUUACCAAGUUCGGCUGAGAUCCAUGUGCGGCGGCGCUAUCAUCUACGACUACAUCCCGCCUCGCCGCCAGGCGUCCGCCGCCGACCUCUGGCCCGACGCCGACGAUUAUGACGCCCACGACCAUCCCCUAGACAAAGCGCGCCGCGUGACUAAGCGUGAGCGGAAGAACCGGUACCGCGGCAUUCGGCAGCGGCCAUGGGGUAAGUGGGCGGCGGAGAUUCGCGACCCUGUCAAGGGCGUCCGCGUCUGGCUAGGCACCUACCCCACCGCCGAGGCCGCUGCGCGCGCCUAUGACCACGCGGCGCGGCGCAUCAGGGGCGCCAAGGCCAAGGUCAACUUCCCCAACGAGGUCCUCAACGGCGCGCGCACCCUGCACCUGCACGCCGCUUCGUGCACCGUGGCACCGGCAGUUGCUGCUCCGCCGGCUGUGUUCCUUUCGCCCAAGAAGGAGGACAAGUGCGAGUCGGCAGCAUGCUCCGGCGAGGUGAAGGAGCUCUCCGAGGAGCUGAUGGCGUACGAGAACUACAUGAACUUUCUUGGAGUCCCGUACAUGGAGGGCGGGGAGGCGGCCGCGCCUGUCGCCGCCGUUGUCCCCGAGGAGGCGCCGGCCACUCUAUGGAGCUUCGACGACUACUACCCGCCGUCUCUCGAGCUCUGACCAUACGUCCAUACGGCGUCUCUCGAGCUCUGAUCGCACUAGA